Messenger RNA from Pecten maximus, 13833 nucleotides. RefSeq lists its product as uncharacterized. The record is from RefSeq and is a predicted model, not a curated record. Bases 2006 to 9007 code for a protein of 2333 amino acids. The transcript is spliced from 2 exons. NCBI's taxonomy places the organism in Eukaryota, Metazoa, Mollusca, Bivalvia, Pectinida, Pectinidae.
UAUACCCAUCAGAUGUGUGGUAUAUUCGGUCUCUUGUUGAAUUGUCCAACAACAAUUUGUUCAAAACAUUUUUUCGAGUUUCUUCAGUGAUCUAAUUUCAGUCACAUACAUGUAUUUAAUAAGGUUUAUUAAAGAAAAAAAGUUUCGGUGAUGUAGUGGCAGGGUCUUGUCAUGACUUAAUACACAAUUAUCACACCUUCUAUUAACCCUAUGACAAUGUUCUGUGUGAUGUUAGGUAUAUAUACAGUAAUAACAACACAAUUGGAAAUUGGGGAUUGAGAGACAACUGAAAAUUAAUGGAAAUGAGAUACUACUGAAAAUUAAUGGAAAUGAGAUACUACUGAAAAUUAAUGGAAAUGAGAUACUACUGAAAAUUAAUGGAAGUGAGAUACUACUGAAAAUUAAUGGAAGUGAGAUACUACUGAAAAUUAAUGGAAGUGAGAUACUACUGAAAAUUAAUGGAAGUGAGAUACUACUGAAAAUUAAUGGAAGUGAGAUACUACUGAAAAUUAAUGGAAAUGAGAUACUACUGAAAAUUAAUGGAAAUGAAAUACGGUACUACUGAAAAUUAAAGGGUAAUGAGAGCUAGACUAAUGAAAGUAAAGGGAAUGAGAGAAUGAAAAUAAAGGGAAUGAGAGACUAAAGGAAAUAAAGGGAAUAAGAGAUUACCAGAUAAUGAAAGUAAAGGGGAAAGAGGACAAAAGAAAAUAAAAGAGAAUGAAAGAAAGAAAAUCAAGAGCAAUAAGAGACACAAAAACAAAGGGAAUAUGAUGGGUAAAUCAGAGACAGUUGAAAAGAAUUUAAAUGUACCUUCUGAAAAUAAAGUAGAUUGAGAGAUAAUUGAAAAUAAAGCAAAAGUGAUACUAUAAAGAAAAUGUAUUUGAAGAUAAAAAAGAAAGAAUAUCAACCAUGGUGAUAAUAAGUACAUCACUUUAAUUACCUGCUCAAACAAUGUUUUGAUUUAUUUACCUUUACCUGUAUACAAUGAAUGAAAUUGUAACUAAUGAAUCACUUUAUCACUAGCCCUCCACCUCUGGGUUGCGAGUUUGAAACCUAGGUGGGGCAGUUGCAAGGUACUGACUGUAGGCCGGUGGUUUUUCUCUGGGUUUCCUCCACCUCCAAAACCUGGCAUGUCCUUAAAUGACCCUUGCUGUUAUAAGACCUUAAAUAAAAACAAACCAAGCUAAUAGUUGAUACACCAAUUCUGUACAGAAUAGCUUGAUGACUAACCAGAUAAUUAUGUCAUCCCACCAUACUUAUUAUAGGCUGAAGCCCUAGGGAGCCCCUCAAGGGGUGAUUACAUAUAUUGAUUUAAUACAAACAGGUUUUUGAUGGCAGGUGAUGUAGGCUUAUCAAUUAUAGACCGGUUUUGCAUAGUUCCCACUCAAGUAGCCAUUUUUGUAGUGUUAGCUAGGUGUACAGGUAAACGUCCCACCACCAGACAACACAACCAGAUAACACAACCAGAUACUAGCUGUGUAGGCAGUAUUUUCUAUGUAUAGGAGCGGACUUGCACUUUUUGCAGUGCGAGAAUGUUAUUUGGAAUGGAGUUGGACGUUUGGUCACAGUUCAGUUGACAACGAGGUGAGGAGACUUUAAACUAGUCGAACAACUUUAAUACCUGGCAUAUACACACUAGUAAGUUGGUGAGGGGUUACAAAUAGAUGUGUAUACAGCCAGGCCUGUUAUUGGUGAAACACAAGCUGGAAUAUAUUAUCUUGCUCCAUGUGUUUAACAGGAAGUAGUAUUUGGCAAUACACAACAGAUCUGUCCAACUUGGCUACACGGUUUACAGUGGACAUUUAACGGUAGACAUUAUAAAUCUGUUACAUGGUAAACGUGUAAUGUGAUUUUAUGAUAAUCAACUGGAAGUGCUUUUAAUCAAACCGACAUGUUUGCAUAAGUACGAAGGGAAAUCUUCUGUUAUGGGAGACAAUCGUGCAGUACUUCAAAGGUAUGAACACAUUUGACACUACCAGGAGUAAUUUGAUACAGAAUUUUGAAUAUGUCUAGAUCCCAUGAACAUACAAAAGCCUUGAAUGAUUUGGCCCAGCAUACAGGGGACAACACAAACGACAGGCUUGAGCGACUCAAGAAAAUAGAAAAGCUGAGGCUUCAGGGAUAUCAGAAACUUAGAUCUCUGACUGGAGAAAAAUCUGGAACACCUAUAUCUCCAACACGACGAUCCUAUAGUAACUUUUCUUCAGAAACAUCUCCCAGUGUGUAUGGGAGUUUAGGCCGAAUCAAUCACCUUGGAGGUGUCAAACCUAAAUCCUAUUCAUCACAGUCGUAUCAGACAGAGCCACGAAAAACCAGGUCAUCAUCGCUUUCUGAUGAGGAGGGAGACUACCGACCAAAACAUUUGUUAAGGUCACGCAGUGCUACAACAGUGUCCGAUGCAGCACUGUCGGCUUUUGAGUCCACUGAACAAAACAUGUCCAAUCCAACAGGGGCAGUUGAUGAAUAUUGGAAAGAGGGAGAGGAUAGUUACAAUGAGGAUGAUGAAAACAUUGAGGAUUUCAAAAGAAGCUUGUUUGGAGAUAUUGGUGCAUAUACAAACAAAACCUCACCCAGAACUGAUGGAACAUUACAAUCAUUUUCCCUCUCUAGGGCAUGGUCAUCGGGUGGGGCAGACUAUGACGAUCCUUCCUUAAAGGGAGGAGACAGCAGAGAUGCUACAGAGGAUAGUGGUGUAGAUAUCAGCAUGUUUCCUUCAUAUGACCCUGAAUUUCUUGGAAUGAAUUAUGGUGAAACAUUUGAGAAUCCUCAUAACGGAAGCACAAUACGGAAAUCAUUCUCCAGAGAUAGGGGUAGACAACCUUUGUUACGUUCCUUUUCAUCUCAACAAGAAUCAGUACAAGGAUCAGGUCUUUCAUCAAUUGAUUACACUGAUCCAAAGAUCUCAAGGCUGGACUCAAUGCAUCUUACAGAUAAGUUUUCAGCCAAUCAGGAGAGACAAAAACGGAUUGAGUCUGCUCUUGACAAUUUAUUUUCAUCCUCGAGAGCUAGCGAUGAGAGUACUUCAGUCUCAUCUGAUAGACGUGUAUAUGAACGUGGGGGCAGUAGGACCAUGUCCAGCACAACUCCUAGGUAUAGUGACCGAUAUACAUCUAAAACAGAUUCAUACAGUCUGAGUGAAUCAUCUUAUACUCAAAGAGGCCUUUCCUCUAGAGAUUACACAGCUAGGAAUGCUCCAAGCGCUUCGUUAACAUCUCUACCUUCAGAACGGAAAAAAAUUGGUAUAAGUACAGAGACUGAAAGAAAACUGGAGGAGUUAUUCAAUACGCCUGCUACAAUUUCAAAUAGACCUGCAUUUACAUCUCGAUCACUAAGGACAGAGACUCCCUCGAUAAGGAACAGAUCAGAUCAGAUUGUUAUCACAAGAAGAAGAACUGAGGACCCUAAUGUAAGGAAACUAUCAUCAGGCUCCAUUUUGGAGCAAAAAAGAGACGAAUCAUUCCGCAUACCAGAUGUUCUGUCAACAAGAAUGCUAGAUAAUGAAAGUUAUGGCUCUGCUCCCAGGAAGGACCCUGGCAUGAGAAAUACUUCUGCUCAGUCAACACUUGACAAAAAACUGGACAAUUUAUUUGCUGUUCCAGAUGUUUUGUCAACCAAUGUGCCGGAAAAUAAAAUGUAUGAAACUGCACAGGAUACAAUUUCAAGCAGAACUGAAGGUUAUGACUUUGAUUACAAUGAUAUCUCUGAGGAUGUUGGUACAGUUUCAGCUCAAUCAUCACUUGACCAAAAACUAGACAGUUUGUUUGGUAGUUCAGACAUUCAUUCAACCAAAAUUAGGGAAAACAAAAAUUAUGAAACUGUAAGGAACAAGGUCUCUAGUAGACUUCUCAACAGCAAAGAAAAACCAACUCUGUCAUCAAUGUUAUAUGGAACAGAAAACAAAAGCAUGGAAUUAGAGGAGACAACUCCAAAUGGUCAACAGAGGGAAACCAAGAGGAAGAGGCAUCAAGGUCAGCAGGCUAUUCAGCAAUCUUACACCAAUGGUGAGGAUUCUUCGGAUGGUUCAGAGAUGAGCCAACAGCCUAAUCCUGCAGUAACAACUGCAGGUUCAGAGGUGAUUACUGGAAGUGUUGAUGUAGACAUGAGUAAAAAUGAGGACACGGUCAAAGGAGAAAAUACAGAAUCUUUUGACCAAGAACAUUCUGCAGCAGUAGAAACAAUGAGAAAUGUAGAAGUAGGUUUGGAGUAUGAACAGACAAAGGAGGAUGACAAUACAGAGAACAGUUUCCGUGGAGACAGUAUUGUCAUAAAUAGCUCAAAACUGGAAGAAAGUAGAUCAAAAGCUGAUUUAUUACAAGGAAAUAAGACAGAAGACAUUUUAUUCCAUCACAAUGAACAGCAAAGUCAAAGUUCAGAGAUGGUAAAUGUGGUUCAAGAAUUGAACAUUAUCGAGAGAAAUGAAGCAAUGGUUACAGAACAACAAAAAGCAACAAAUGGGAAGCAAACAGAAUCUAAAAAGGGUAAGAAAAAAUCCAAAGGUAAAAAAUCUAAAGGCAAGAAAGGGCAGAAGAACAUUGAAAAGGUGGCUGAGAAGGAAAUUACAAAAAAGGUCCCUGGUAAACCUGUUUUAGAAACAGACAUUGACUUUCCACUUGCUGAAGACGAUAAACAGGAUAUAACUAAGGAUUGUGAAAAUGAAGAAACUCAAAUUUCACCUUCAGAAGACAAAAUUGGUGGGAUUACAGAAAGUAUUCAGAUGGUUGAAAGCAAAAUUCAGACAAGGGAUAAAGAGAUUUACAUUCAGGCAGAGAACAAGGAGGAAGAGGAAAAAUACAUUCAGGCAGAGAACAAGGAGGAGGAGGAAAAAUACAUUCAGGCAGAGGAGAGCUCACAAACUGAUAUUCAGGCAGAAAAAGAAGUUUAUCAAAUAUCUGCUGAAGUUUUAGAAGAGACCCCCACUGUAGAAACAAACGUUGAAUCGGAGACUGUAAUAAAUAGUAAGUCGACCAUAGAAUCACAUGAAGCGGGGAGUGGUCAAGAACAAACAUCAUGGUUGAGGAGUAAAUUUAAUUCGCUUCUUCAUGGCUUCAGCGCAGAUUCCAGUGAGACUCGGAGUGAUGUACAACAAACAGCAAAAAGCAUUGACAUGGUUUCAGGAAAUGAAGAGUCCAUCUCAAAUGGGGAUGUAAAUGGUGUGACAUUUUCUGACACCGGUACUUUGAGUGAAGAUGACUUUGCUACUGCCUCUGAUGAUAGCACAGCAAAACACAGUGAUCACGACUAUGAUAUAAAAUACAGGCAAAGUGUUCUGGAUGCAAAUAUCAAAAACGAGAAAAAAAGUACUGAAACAUCAGAUGAAAGUGAUACAAUGGAUAUCUUCAGUGAAUUAGCAGCCACUACAGGAAUGUCACUGGAUAUCGACGAACAGAAUUCUGUCGAUAUGGAAGGACACGUUGUUUACAAGCGAGAGGAAGAAUUACUGAGGUAUGAAAAGGAAGAUACACCUGGACAAAUGCCGGAAUUUGAUGGAGAGGAAGAUGAUGUCAAACAACAGGAAAUGUAUAUGCAAAGUGAGGAAAGUGUAUGUCUGUAUGAUGAAUUCAUUGCAGUGAAGGAAAUGGAUUUAAAAGAUGAGGAAAAUAACAAUGAAUCAAAGAAACUUGGUGUGAAUCAAAUACAGGAAAUAGUACCAAGGUCAGACACAUCUGUUCAGAUGAACGUUGUUUGUACUACAGAAAUAUCCAUUCAGACCGAAAUGGAAGCAUGUCUGACCGCAGACAAAGUCAGUGCUCAUGUCCAAACACUGCCGCUGAAAGUGGACAAGUGGACACAGACAGAUACACAACUAGCUCCUGACAGCAAGGAGUUUGGGAUACAGGCAAGCCCUGCCACAGCUGAUCAUAGUGCCCAGUAUAAUGUCAGUGUAAGGGAAAAUGGUACUCAGAUUGUAAAUGAACUUGACACUAAUCUAGAUCUGGAUCAACUGAAAACGGAAUAUUUUGAUCAAGGAAAACCUGAAGGAAAAGUUUUACUGGAACAAGUGAAAUCAAAACUUCUCUCAUCUGAACAAGUUGAACUGGAAAAUAUCUCAUGUGAACAAAUAAAGCGUGAACAAAUAAAGCAUGAACAUCAUUCAUCGGAACAAAUUAAACUGGAACAUCUUUCAUCUAAACAAGAGGAGCAUAGGGCUGUUUUAAAAGUGGACCCUGUUCGCAUUGUAACUGAUAAACUCACACCAGAAUAUGCUGUUGCUGAGGAGGUGAAACAUGAACUUGUUGCCCCAGAACAAGUGAAACUUGGAGGCGGGCAAUUAUCUAAUACCACUGAGGAUGUUUCUGUGAUAGUGGAAUCUAAAGAGGACACUGUUAUCAAUGAACAUCCCACAGAAUCUUCAGUACACACAAAGGAAAAACUGUCAGCUAAAGUUGAUUGUUCUACCGCUGAAAAAGAAGACAGUCUCGCAAAUGUAUCAAUUGGUUCUACCACUGAAAAAGAAGACAGUCUCACAAAUGUAUCAAUUCAGAACUCCAUCGUUACUAAAAUCAUCCAAAGUGUUGAAGGUCAUACCACAACAAACACAGGUCAUAACACAAUGAACGAAGAUCAUACCACAACAAACGAAACUAUGAACACUUGGUCAAACAUUUCUGCUGCUAGUGAAAUAACCUUUACUUCUCAGGGUCCAGGGAAAAAGGUUCCUCCUCAAACACUUCCUAAGCGCCGUACAAAGCAUGGCUCUACAAGACCUUCAUCAAGACCCUCUUCAAUCGUGUCUGAAGGUGAUGGAUAUGAUUUUCAUACAAGUGGACAAAAUACUGCUUCUCUUGAAUCAUCUAGAUUUAACUUCAACAAGAUUCUACAGAAGACUGAUACUACAGAUGCAGAAAUGCCUUCUGAUAAGGGACAUGGGAUUGAAAAUGUCAAAACUAUUGAAACCGUGAUUGCCAAGUCCACUGCCCCAGGGCCAUUAUCCCCAGGUAAGGUUCCUACUGGGAGUAGCAGUACUCUAUUGACAAUGACAGUUGGACCAACAUCUCCUAGAGCACAGGAACGUAACAUGGACACUAAAGAGUCAACCAUGCUGGCUUCAUCAAAUGUUACUUCACCACGUUCGUCUCUUUCUGGAAUGGCGAGUCUUGGUAGCCAUAGCAACAAAGGUAAUGUUAAGUCACCUCCACCAGCUUUGUUGCCCAAAAGGAAGGCAACAUCUCAACUGCAGAUGCCAACUUCUCCAAAAUCACCUACUUCUCCUCGAACAACUGAGAAGAUGGAACUUGUACAGGAGUGUAAUGCUGUAUUUGCCAAACAGAUGAAAAUGAACAAUGGAAAGCAAGAGAUUGUUAAAGAACCUCUCAAUAGAUUAAAGGACAACCCUUUUAUUCGCAAAGAUGUCAAUGUCAAAGUGGGUCAACAAGAAUCUUUCUCAAAGAAAUGUGAGAUAUCUACGUCAUCAAAGCCUAGAACUUUAUCCAGCAGCCUGAAUCCAAAAUCACCAAAGGAUGAACGUAAGGGCACUGGAGACUUAACUGUACAGACUGAUGUGGUAAAACAUAAUGUAUUGGACAAAAAAGGCACUACCAGAGAUAUGGCUAAAGUAAAUAAAGAUGAUGCUGUAGACCUAAGUGUAUUGGACAGUAGAAGUCUGAGGUCAGAAAUCAUAAGACAGUCUUCAUCUCGAUUAAGUGCAAGGAACAUAGCAAAGAAAACAAAGAAAGUUGACAGCAUCAGAUCUAAACUGGAGACUUCAACUGACUCCUCAGGCAGAAACGAAACAUCCAGUUUGGUGAACAAAAUAAUUUCUGAUGCUGCAAAAUUUGAGGCCAAAUUCAGCAGUGGUUUAAGUCCAAAUGAUAAGGAAGAAGUUUCCAGUAAAACAUUUUCAGAACAGGCACCUUUGGAGAGGGAAAAUCCAUUCAUCCAGCCCACAGCUGAUAUCACAUUUUCCAGGAAAGUUUCUUCCGAUUUUAAUUCGGGUGAGGAAAAGUCUGUUUAUGUGGAGACCAGUUUUGAUGGAGAUGAGGUACAAACAUCUACAGUAUCACAGACAGGACAAAUUGCAUUACAGAUGAAUGAUGUAAGACAGGAGGCACAACCUUCUGAAGGAAUUCAACUGGAUACCAAAGUACUGGAAACACGGUAUUCUACAGUAAUGCAGACAGAUAAAAAAGGGGAACAGGAGAACAAAGUGGAACCUCCCAAAAGAAAACUUAUGGUACAGAUUCCACCUCCAGAAAAAACCGAAGAAGGACUGGAGUUAGUCCCUGACAGUCCUUCACUGGCAUCACUAGUAUCUUCUAAAUUAGAAGAUAUUGGUAUGGGAGAAAUCGCAACUGCUAUUGAAGAAACAAAAACUAAUCUGAAAUCUGACCAGCAAAAGGCAGCGAAACCCCCUUCACCAAAAACAGCGAAACCCCCUUCACCUAAAACAGGGAAACCCCCUUCACCAAAGACUACAAAGACACCACCGCCAAGACGUAACAGACCACUUUCACCAAAAGUUGGUAAAACACCACCAUCACCACAAAAUAGUAAAUCACCGAAACUUACUAUACCCUCAUCACCAAGGGGAGGUAAAUCAACGAGUGGAAGUACACCACAAUCACCAGGAGGCAAGCCACUGUCCCCACGAAAAGGACAGUCACCUUUAUCAAAGGCAAUGUUUGGAGAUAGGGAGAGUGGCCAACCAGGAAGUGAAAUAUCAGGAGAUUCUAUGAGUGGGAGAAGAUCCUCGGAGAAAACAGGCUCAAACUCUUCCAGGGCGAGCUCUGUGUCAUCUGAGGGUAGUUACUCUGCUGAGAAGGGUAAGAGUGCCAGGCAGGAAUCCUCAAAGUCUCGUCAGAAGGGUUCCAAAGAGAACCCUUCUGUACCAGACAAAUCUGAAGGUCAGAAGGGUACCAAAAAGGCCCCUCCUGUCCCAGAAAAACCUAAGAGAACAACAUCUUUGAAAAAGGACACACCUUCCCAUCUUAAGGACACAGAAAGUUCUGCUUUUAAGUCCAAGGGGAAAAGUGGUUUUUCUUUUCUGAAGGGAAGGAAAUCGAGUAAGUGACCUUGUAGUUUGCCGAGUGAGCCUUAUGUAUAUGCUUGCCAGGGACAAUUUGUAAUUCUUGCUUUGACAUUGACUUAGAUAUUGAAUGCAGUGCCAAGACUUGUGUAGCUAUGGUCACUCUAUACUGCUUCAAAGCCAAAUCUGUCCAAUGAUUAAUAUGAUGUACUCAUCAAUUUCCUGCAUGGACCUGUACACCGCAUGGUUUAAUUUGAUCUGCAGUGAGUUUGUACAUUAACAUUUAACUUUUCUAGUUUUGCUUUUAUAUUUACCUAAUUCAUUAAUGUUUUUGUUGUUGUUUUUCUUUAAAUAACAUUUCGAAAUGUUUCUUGGGAUGUGAUCUCUUACAUUUUACAGAUACACUGUAAUUUUUGUUUAGAAUCUGUCAAAGUUUAAUCUGAAAGAUCAUUGAAAUAUGCAGUGAUCUUGGUUUCAAAAUGUAUGUUAAAAAUCAAGGGUUUUUUCCCCACUAAUAUGCUUAAGUAAGAGUAAACUUUUAAACAGAGAUAUGAUUAAUGUGUAAGUCUGUCUCUGAAUUGAGUAAGAAAAAUAUAGACUGUUGCAAGGUUUUCUAUUUUAAAAAAGAAUUGUUUUAACAAAAUUUUUUUUAAACUUUUAUACACUCCAGUACUUCUAACAUAAUCACCGAAAACAAAUGUAAGAAUCACAUGUUUAACUAAACAUUUAAGGUAGAGGGUAUCACCAUACCAGUUCUAAUCAUGUAGAAUAAUUCUACUACAAAAGUAUUUUUUCUCUCUUUGAUAUGCUGUCCUUAAAUGACCUUUGCUGUUGAUAGGACACUUAAUAAUUCAAAACUAAAACCAUCCUUUUUAUAUGGCAAUAUUUUUUUUGUUUUGCUUAGAGUUACUUCCCCUUUAUGGUAUUGAUAUUUUAUGUAGGUCUAAGUUCUGAAUAUGUAAUAUUAAUCAGUUUAUGUGUUGUCAUUCAAAUAUCACAGUUCACCUUCUGUAAAUAUUGAUGGAAUUUUUUCCCCUUUUAUUUUAUUUUCUAAAUUUCAACAGAAAUUUCUGCAAUAUAUAUAUUUUUGUAAAACAUUGCUUUCUGAAAAUAAUAUUUUUGAUAGGUAUAAUGUUUUGAAUGGUACCCUUUACCUUAGCAUUAGUGCAUUUUAGUUGCCGAGUUGGAAGUUUUCUGUGACACUUCAGCAGGGUGUUAUUGAAACAUGCUAUGUUGGCACUAAUAGGUGUUGACUAAUCACCAGUUGACUGUAAUAUCAUGUUAGCAAUGCUUACUAAAGCAGCACAAUAAAACACUUGGUUGUGAUGUUACAAUAAAUACAUGGUAUGUACAGUUUAUCAGUCACAGCUCAUUGCUGGCUGAUUGACAUUUUUUUGUAUAGCACUGACAGCCUGACAAAUGUCAAUGUAAAGAUAUGACAUGUUUUUACCAGUUAUUGUUAGGGGAAAUUAUCCCAUGUAUGAAUGACAUUUAGGAUACUCAUGCACACUUUUAUUGGAUGAUCUUUGAAAGUUAUCGAAAUCAAAAUACCUAUUUCAAUUAAAGAACCCAGUAAUUAAAAUCUUACUACUGUAAAUGUAAUCAUGAUAGAAAAUUUAGAGAAGUGUAGAAAUUGUGGUCAAGAAAAUUUAGAGAAGUGUAGAAAUUGUGGUCAACUGUAUUAUAGCCUGAUGCAUCAUAGGGGGAAAUGCUGCAAUAUCUGUUUUAUAAUAGUGCAAAGUUAUUUUAAAUUUUUUUUUAUAUACACAAUGACAAUAACAUGUAUUAUACUAUUUGGAAUAUUUUAAUUGUUUAUCCAAGUACUUUUUGUAUUUACAUAUUUUUCAUAUCUUGCCAGACAUAAUGAUUGUUUUGAUUAAGACUGUAUGUGAAUACAUAUAUAUCAAGGUAGCUAAACUUAUGGUAAUCCAGGAAGGGUUGGGAAAUAUCCCCUCUAAAUUGAUUACACUUUUUGUAAGCCUUAUUUUUAACAGGCAAAGUAAGGAAAAUGUUUACACUUUUGUGAGACAAAUAUUUGUUUGGUAGGGUUGAAAAAGUGUUCUUUCCAUGUCACACCAGGUAUACCAAGUUUUAUCAGGUAGUUAGAAAAUAUUCCUUCCAUGCCAUGCCUGAAUUGUUUACGCUUACAAUACCAGGUUUUACCAGGUAAAUUCCAUUUCAUACCUGAAAUGUUAAGUAUUUUGUCUGAUCCUGUAUUGGCUUUGCUAUCAAACUAACAUCAAGUUUCGAGUAUGAAUUUCAAUAAAGUAAAUGUGUGGGUUUAAAAAUCAAAUAUAUUUAUUUACCAUGCUAAUAAAUAAAUACUGGUAACUUAAUUCUACAGUAUGGGUGGAGAUAGAUACUGGUAACAUUAUACUACAGUAUGGGUGGAGAUAGAUACUGGUAACAUUAUACUACAGUAUGGGUGGAGAUAGAUACUGGUAACAUUAUACUACAGUAUGGGUGGAGAUAGAUACUGGUAACAUUAUACUACAGUAUGGGUGGAGAUAAAUACUGGUAACAUUAUACUACAGUAUGGGUGGAGAUAAAUACUGGUAACAUUAUACUACAGUAUGGGUGGAGAUAGAUACUGGUAACAUUAUACUACAGUAUGAGUGGAGAUAAAUACUGGUAACAUUAUUCUACAGUAUGGGUGGAGAUAAAUACUGGUAACAUUAUUCUACAGUAUGGGUGGAGAUAAAUACUGGUAACAUUAUUCUACAGUAUGAGUGGAGAUAAAUACUGGUAACAUUAUUCUACAGUAUGGGUGGAGAUAAAUACUGGUAACAUUAUACUACAGUAUGGGUGGAGAUAGAUACUGGUAACAUUAUACUACAGUAUGGGUGGAGAUAGAUACUGGUAACAUUAUACUACAGUAUGGGUGGAGAUAAAUACUGGUAACAUUAUACUACAGUAUGGGUGGAGAUAAAUACUGGUAACAUUAUACUACAGUAUGGGUGGAGAUAGAUACUGGUAACAUUAUACUACAGUAUGGGUGGAGAUAGAUACUGGUAACAUUAUACUACAGUAUGGGUGGAGAUAAAUACUGGUAACAUUAUACUACAGUAUGGGUGGAGAUAAAUACUGGUAACAUUAUUCUACAGGUAUGGGUGGAGAUAAAUACUGGUAACAUUAUUCUAAGGUAUGGGUGGAGAUAGAUACUGGUAACAUUAUACUACAGUAUGGGUGGAGAUAAAUACUGGUAACAUUAUACUACAGUAUGGGUGGAGAUAAAUACUGGUAACAUUAUUCUAAGGUAUGGGUGGAGAUAGAUACUGGUAACAUUAUUCUACAGUAUGGGUGGAGAUAAAUACUGGUAACAUUAUACUACAGUAUGGGUGGAGAUAGAUACUGGUAACAUUAUACUACAGUAUGGGUGGAGAUAAAUACUGGUAACAUUAUACUACAGUAUGGGUGGAGAUAAAUACUGGUAACAUUAUACUACAGUAUGGGUGGAGGUAAAUACUGGUAACAUUAUACUACAGUAUGGGUGGAGAUAAAUACUGGUAACAUUAUUCUAAGGUAUGGGUGGAGAUAAAUACUGGUAACAUUAUUCUACAGUAUGGGUGGAGAUAGAUACUGGUAACAUUAUACUACAGUAUGGGUGGAGAUAGAUACUGGUAACAUUAUUCUACAGUAUGGGUGGAGAUAAAUACUGGUAACAUUAUACUACAGUAUGGGUGGAGAUAGAUACUGGUAACAUUAUACUACAGUAUGGGUGGAGAUAGAUACUGGUAACAUUAUACUACAGUAUGGGUGGAGAUAGAUACUGGUAACAUUAUACUACAGUAUGGGUGGAGAUAAAUACUGGUAACAUUAUUCUACAGUAUGGGUGGAGAUAAAUACUGGUAACAUUAUACUACAGUAUGGGUGGAGAUAAAUACUGGUAACAUUAUUCUACAGUAUGGGUGGAGAUAAAUACUGGUAACAUUAUUCUAAGGUAUGGGUGGAGAUAAAUACUGGUAACAUUAUUCUACAGUAUGGGUGGAGAUAAAUACUGGUAACAUUAUUCUACAGUAUGGGUGGAGAUAAAUACUGGUAACAUUAUACUACAGUACGGAAGGAACUGAUUACAUUGGGUUGGACAUUUUUAUUGGUGCAGAUUUCAUUUUUAUGAUGUCAUAGACAAGAUAUAUUAUCUGACAGUAUACAGUUACACAUUGCGUAAAUGUUCUUAAGUUAUGAUAAACAAAAAUUAUUCAUGAACUACUUAAUGCAUUCUAAUUUCAAAGCAUAAUUAAGAUCCUCUGGAGUAUUAUGUUAAACAAUAGCAGUUAUCACUUUCAAAACAUGAAAUUGUUAUAGAAAAAUGAUUUUUUUUGCCUAUCAUCAAUCUCUGGUACCUGUUUUACAUAGCCUAGUCUCUGUCAUAAAUAAGGGUGUUAUGAGUUGUGUAACAAGCAUUAGAAUCCCACUACCAGUAGUUACAGCAUGUUAAGGCCACUGCUUUCUCUGAUGGCAGUAUGAUUUACAUAUAUCCCCCAUUUAACCUGGCUCGAAUCAAAAUUAGCAUAAUUUUAUAGGAUGAGGCGAAAUGUAUAUAAAGGGGAAAAUUCAUAUCAGGAAUAAAAAUCUAUAUUAUGCAAGAAUAUUUAAGUGAUAUUUUGUAUUUCAUUCGAGAUAGCACAGGUAGAAAUGUGUUUUGUGUGGAGAGAAUUUCAUUUAAAAGUAGAGUGAAAAGUGUGAAGACUACCUUGUGUUUAUACCUAUAUUGUGCCUCUCUCUUUCUCAGGCUUAGCAGCAUUUUAUGUCUAGGUUGUGUGCCUGUUUGCUGUAUUAUUAGCAUUGGUGAAUACUGAAUUAAGCAUUUUUUUACACUGACAGCUUUUAUAUGGUUGUUUAUUCCGCAAAGUAAAACAAUGAAGCUUGAA